This is a messenger RNA of Penicillium pulvis, 3426 nucleotides long. RefSeq names its product mismatch repair protein MSH3 (gene msh3). Gene Ontology annotation, cellular component: nucleus. Gene Ontology annotation, molecular function: ATP binding; ATP-dependent DNA damage sensor activity; mismatched DNA binding. The transcript has 3 exons. The record is from RefSeq and is a predicted model, not a curated record. Gene Ontology annotation, biological process: mismatch repair; mitotic recombination. Bases 1 to 3426 code for a protein of 1141 amino acids. Lineage: Eukaryota; Fungi; Ascomycota; Eurotiomycetes; Eurotiales; Aspergillaceae.
AUGGCGCCCCAAUCCUCGCCAUCGUCCUCCGCACCAUCUCCGUCCUUAAAACGCAAGCAGCCAACCAUCUCGAGCUUUUUCACCCAGAAACCGACCUCGACUCCACGAUCUUCCGCUCCUAGAGAGCCCGAAACUCCUCCCGUCAAGCCAUUUAAGAAGAGACUUGCUUCCCCUGAACUGGAACCAGAGCCGGAGCUGGUGACAGAGGCAAAUGAAGAUGACGAUAUUGUUGCACCUCCCCCCAAACGAGCUCGAAAGACCGGUCCUUCGCCCGAAAAGCAAAUCCGGAAGAUUAGUCCUGCCCAAGAAAAGCAACCCCAAAAGACCAGUCCUACCCCCGACAAGCAACCCCAACCCUCAGCAGAACCUCCAGCUCAUUCACUAUCCCAACUGAGCAGCAGCCAACGAACCGACAUCUUCAAAUUCCAAAAAUCACAAGCCGCACCGCCUACCCAAGAUGAUAAUGUAGAAGACGCACAGCGCAGGAAAGAAAAGGAGAAAAUGCACCAGAAAUUCGUGCGCAGACUCGGCGGUGCUGAUUGUUUGAUCGGUAUUGGACGGAACGCUACUGCUACUGACGCCGGUGCCAUUGAGGCCGAAGAAGGCGAGGAAGCCGAUGCAGAUGAUGAACCUGCCCCUCCCCCUAAGAAAGGGAAGGCUGCUGCCAAGAAGGGUGGUAGUAAGCUUACGCCGAUGGAGAGACAAGUCAUCGAUAUCAAACGCAAGCAUAUGGAUACCGUACUUGUCAUUGAAGUCGGAUACAAGUUUCGGUUCUUCGGAGAAGAUGCUCGGAUUGCGGCGAAGGAAUUGGGUAUCGUUUGUAUUCCCGGAAAAUUCAGAUUUGAUGAGCACCCUUCCGAGGCUCAUAUAGACCGCUUCGCUUCUGCUAGUAUCCCUGUUCACCGACUGCAUGUGCACGUGAAACGUCUUGUUACUGCAGGCCACAAGGUCGGGGUGGUGCGCCAGAUCGAGACCGCUGCGCUCAAGGCUGCAGGUGAUAAUCGCAAUGCGCCAUUCGUCCGGAAACUGACCAAUCUGUACACGAAAGGCACUUACAUCGAUGAUAUCGAGGGGCUUGAGGGCGCCGUGCCUGCUGCGGGAAAUUCCUCCCCAGCUACGGGAUACAUGCUGUGUAUCACGGAAGCCAACCUCAAAGGCACUGGAAAUGACGAGAAGGUGCAUGUUGGUAUCGUUGCUGUUCAACCAGCUACUGGCGAUGUCAUCUAUGAUGACUUCGAAGAUGGUUUCAUGCGGAGUGAGAUCGAGACAAGACUGCUGCAUAUUGCACCUUGUGAGAUCGUCAUCGUUGGGGAUAUGUCUCGGGCCAGCGAGAAGCUUGUGCAACAUCUGUCUGGAAGUAAGGCGAAUGUCUUCGGAGAUGCGGUGCGUGUUGAACGGGUAUCGAAAAAUAAAACUGCUGCUGCGGAAGCACAUAGCCAUGUCGCAAGUUUCUAUGCUGGCAAGAUGAAAGCGACCGGUACGGAAGAAGAUGCACAGGCAGCCAAGCUACUCCAAAAUGUCCUUGAACUGUCUGAACACCCUACGAUUUGUCUAUCAGCUAUGAUUGAGCAUAUGUCAGAUUAUGGACUGGAACAUGUCUUUGAUCUGACGAAGUACUUUGAGCCAUUCUCUGCUCGAUCACACAUGCUUCUCAAUGGAAAUACACUGGUUAGUUUGGAGAUUUACCAAAACCAGACAGAUCACACUGUGAAGGGUAGUCUGUUUUGGAUGUUGGACCGUACGCAGACGCGGUUUGGUCGGCGGCUGUUGCGACGUUGGGUUGGGCGGCCUUUACUGGAUAAGGGCCGCUUGGAGGAACGUACCAAUGCAGUUGAAGAAUUGAUGAACCCUGCUCGUGUUGUUCCUGUGGAACGGAUUAGAGGGUUGUUAGGCAAGAUCAAGAGUGACUUGGAACGGAGUCUGAUUCGUAUCUAUUAUGGCAAGUGCUCUCGACCAGAGCUUCUCACUGUUCUACAAACCAUGCAAAUGAUCGCAAUGGAGUUUGCGGAUGUCAAAUCUGCUGCCGAUACGAGCUUCAAGUCACCUUUGAUCAGUGAAGCUAUUGCAUCUCUUCCAACAAUCCAAUCAGAUGUCACUCAGUACUUAGAAAAGAUUAAUCUUCAUGCUGCACGGACCGAUGACAAGUAUUCCUUCUUUCGCGAAGAAGAGGAGACCGAAGAUAUCAGCGACCAAAAAUUGGGAAUUGGCAGCAUCGAACACGAGCUUCAGGAACACCUCGCCGUGGCCGGAGAGCGCAUAGGCAGGAAGAAAGUCCAAUACGCCACAGUCUCCGGAAUUGAGUACCUAAUCGAAGUCGAAAACAACUCCCUGGGAAUCAAGCGUGUCCCAGCAUCCUGGGUCAAAGUCAGCGGAACAAAGAAGAUCUCCCGAUUCCACACACCGGAAGUGAUCCAAUUCAUCCGCCAACGAGACCAAUACAAAGAGGCCCUUGCAGCAGCCUGCGACAGAGCCUUCGCAGCCCUACUCGCAUCCAUCUCAUCUCAAUAUCAGACAUUCCGCGACUGCGUCCAGUCCCUCGCAACACUAGACUGCCUCCUCUCCCUCGCAACAAUCGCCCAACAACCUGGCUACGUGAAACCAGAAUACACAAACCACCCAUGCCUCCACGUCUCACAAGGUCGCCACCCAAUGGUUGAGCAACUCUUAACAGACGCCUACGUUCCAAACGACACAUCCCUCUCCACAGACGGCACACGUGCCCUCCUCGUAACAGGUCCAAACAUGGGCGGAAAAUCUAGCUACGUCCGCCAAGUCGCCCUGAUAGCAAUCAUGGCCCAAAUAGGCUCCUACGUCCCCGCAGCAUCCGCCCGCCUUGGCCUCCUAGACGCAGUUUUCACUCGCAUGGGUGCAUUCGACAACAUGCUAGCAGGUGAAUCGACAUUCAUGGUCGAACUCUCCGAAACGGCCGAUAUCCUCAAACAAGCUACACCACGCUCUCUAGUUCUGCUAGACGAACUGGGUCGUGGAACAUCCACACACGACGGCGUUGCUAUCGCUCAGGCAGUGCUGGAUUAUAUGGUUCGGUCGAUUCGCUCACUUACCUUGUUCAUUACGCACUACCAACAUCUCUCGAAAAUGGCAACCGCGUUCCCGAAUAAGGAACUACGAAACGUGCAUAUGAAGUUUACGGAGUCUGGCGAAGAGGGGGACGAAGAUAUUACAUUCUUGUAUGAGGUUGGUGAGGGUGUUGCACACCGUAGUUAUGGCUUGAAUGUGGCAAGGCUGGCAAAUUUGCCAUCUUCUGUUAUUGAGGUAGCGCGGGAGAAGAGUUCGGAGCUGGAGGAGGAGAUUAAGAGGAAGAGGUUGGUGAAGCUUGUGGGGGCUGUUGGGAGGGUUGUCGAAGAGGAGGGUGGUGUUGAAGAUGAGAUGAUUGAUCGCUUGCUUGCGAAUGUUGCACAGCUUUAG